Syngnathoides biaculeatus (alligator pipefish) is the source of this 2437-nucleotide messenger RNA. RefSeq names its product estrogen receptor 2b (gene esr2b). NCBI's taxonomy places the organism in Eukaryota, Metazoa, Chordata, Actinopteri, Syngnathiformes, Syngnathidae. Bases 283 to 1974 code for a protein of 563 amino acids. The transcript has 10 exons. Gene Ontology annotation, cellular component: nucleus. Gene Ontology annotation, molecular function: steroid binding; zinc ion binding; nuclear estrogen receptor activity. The record is from RefSeq and is a predicted model, not a curated record. Gene Ontology annotation, biological process: estrogen receptor signaling pathway; cellular response to estradiol stimulus; regulation of DNA-templated transcription.
UGCCGGCCUCAAGCGGAGAAGUGAAAAAGAGCCCGCUCGGCGGAGCAUAAGUUUCCACGCGUGGAACAUAUUUUCUGCUGUCGUGCGGGUCCUUUGUCCACUUUGCCGUUUUCAUUGACUUUUGUUUAAAAAUAAGAUUUACCAAUAGUUUGACGUUUUUUUGUUCUGGACGAGAGGCUCAGCAUCUUCUGCUCACUUUGGCAGCUUCAAAGACAGGACUCAUCUUCAUCGGAGGAUCCAGUAGACCAUCAUCAUCCUCAUCCCGUCCAUCGCCAGUGUUCGAUGGCGGACCGGCUGCGGUCGGCGUCGUCUCCCGGGCUGGGUAGUGAGCCUCUGGCGCUGGUGCAGCUUCAGGAAGUGGACUCCAGCGAGACCUCGGCGCUCCACAGCUCGCCGCUGCCCACGCCCGCUAUCUACAGCCCGCCGGUGGGCCUCAACGGUGGCCACGUGGUGUGUGUCAGCUCGCCUUACGCCGACGGCGACCACGAGUACGGGCACGCCACCCUGGCCUUCUACGGCUCUUCGGCGCUGAGUUACGGUCAAGCGCCUGCCGAAAAUGCGCCGUCAGCCUUCUGGUCCGAGCCGCCGCUUGCCGUGCGCCGCCCCCCGUGUUUCGCUCAUGGCCACGCCGCCCCCCACUUGAUGGAGUCCAAAGCCCCGGGUGCCAACAGCGGCGUCCUGGCUUGUUCCAAAAUAAUGGCCAAGAGAUCCGAGGGCGGCGUGUGCUGCAGCGGCGCCAAGUCCGAUACGCACUUCUGCGCCGUGUGCCACGACUACGCUUCGGGAUAUCACUACGGAGUUUGGUCCUGCGAGGGCUGCAAGGCUUUCUUCAAGAGGAGCAUUCAAGGACACAACGAUUACAUCUGUCCUGCCACCAACCAGUGCACCAUCGACAAGAACCGCCGCAAAAGUUGCCAGGCCUGCCGCCUGCGCAAAUGCUAUGAAGUUGGCAUGAUGAAGUUUGGCGUGAGGCGCGAGCGCUGCAGCUACCGCGGCGUCCGCCAACACCGCCGGGGGACGCCGCAGCCCCGGGUUCUGGCGCGGGCGGGUGUGGGGCCGGCGGCCCGGGCCGGGCGCCACGUGCACCCGGAGGCCCCGCUCGCCCCCCAGAUGAGCCCCGAGGAGUUCAUCGCACGAAUCGUGGAGGCGGAACCGCCUGACAUCUACCUGAUGGAGGAGCUGAAGAAGCCGUUCACCGAGGCCAGCAUGAUGACGUCGCUCACCAACCUGGCCGACAAGGAGCUGGUCCUCAUGAUCAGCUGGGCCAAGAAGAUACCAGGUUUUGUGGAGCUGAGUCUGUGCGACCAGAUCCAGUUGCUGAAGUGCUGCUGGCUGGAGAUCCUCAUGUUGGGUCUCAUGUGGCGAUCGGUCGACCAUCCUGGGAAGCUCAUCUUCUCACCUGACUUCAAAGUCAACAGGGAGGAGGGCGAGUGUGUGGAGGGCAUCACGGAGAUCUUUGACAUGUUGCUGGCGGCAACGUCCCGAUUCAGAGAACUCAAACUUCAACGUGAAGAAUAUGUCUGCCUGAAGGCCAUGAUCCUCCUCAACUCAAACAUUUGCACGAAUUCUCCUCAGACAGCAGAAGAAUUUGCCAGCAGGAAGAAACUUUUGCGUCUUUUGGACCUUGUGAUAGACGCUCUGGUCUGGUCCAUUUCUAAGUCGGGCCUGAGUAGCAAGCAGCAGACGCUGCGCCUCGGACACCUCACCAUGCUCCUGUCUCACAUCCGACAUGUCAGCAACAAGGGCAUGGACCAUCUGUCCAACAUGAAGCGGAAGAACGUGGUCUUGGUCUAUGACCUCCUCCUGGAGAUGUUGGAAGCCAACACGUCGGGCGGCUCGCAGAUGUCCGGCGUCACGGCGUCGGACGCGUACGGCCGACGCUUGGUCUGCCGCACGACUGAAUUGCCCUCCGCCGGACACGCCAGGCACCCCAAGAUGGCGCUCGCUCACGUGAGCGACGGCAUCCCGUGGUGAGUCGGCGGAGCUGUCCUGUGUCGUGGGGAAAGGAAGGUGGCCGCUUUCACUGUCUGUCUCCACCUCAAAACUCAAAACUUCAUGGCAAACCUGGUGCUGACUUGCAUGACACAUUUUACUUGCUCUUUCAAGCAACAGCCGGAACAAACUUUGCACUUCAUUUGUAACGGCUAAAUUCAAAUUACUGACCCAUUGGAACACAAAAGGCCAAUUUUGGCCUUCAUGUUAUCUGAGAAUUUUGCAGUUUUGAACUUUUAAUCGGCGUCUUUGCUUGUGGAACUUGUUGAAAGUGGGUCACUUUGUAUAGUUGUCAUCGCUUUUCCUACCGCUCGUAGUCUGUGCAUGCUAAGUCCUGUUCUUUGCAAUACUUAAGCGCACCCCACUGAUGAUGCCUUUAUUGAAAGUGUUUUCGUACAUUUGUUCCAGAAAUCAAAGUGUAGCCAAAUAAACAGUGCACACUUGA